Molecule: messenger RNA, 8128 nt
Organism: Bombyx mori (domestic silkworm)
Lineage: Eukaryota; Metazoa; Arthropoda; Insecta; Lepidoptera; Bombycidae
Gene: RhoGEF2
Product: rho guanine nucleotide exchange factor 11
Exons: 40
Coding region: 2625-7781 (1718 amino acids)
Biological process (GO): G protein-coupled receptor signaling pathway
Cellular component (GO): cytoplasm
Molecular function (GO): guanyl-nucleotide exchange factor activity; G protein-coupled receptor binding
Source: RefSeq, a predicted model, not a curated record
GAGUUACUAUUCUAACUGGAGUGCUUACUUCGUUUGACAUAAAAACUAAAAAUAUACUUUAUCUCUAUGGCUUAAAGUUUAUUUUUAAAUAGCAAAAGAUGUAAGGAAAAACGGUCUGAAAAGAGAAUGAUUAUUAAGUGGUGGUGUCCCUCUCGCACAUUUUACAAACAAAAAGCAGUGUUGCUAGCUUAGAGGAUUUUCCAUAAAAUCUCGGAAUUUGGACCCCGUCUUCGUUAUCAAAAAUGGCUUUUAGUGGUUAGUGGAUUUUUUAGUAGCUUGGGUGUUGUUGAAAAUUAUCGAAAAGUUUAAAAUCAAUCCACUUUACAGGAUUUUAAACAUUUUAUGACAAUAAUAUAUCUAAAUACAUAUUAUUUAAACGAAGUGACUUAAACUUAACUAGAAAAUGUUGCGAGAAUUUAGAAUUUCCAUCAACGUCAAAAAUUAAAUUGGUUCAAAAUAAACGUACAAAGUUAUGGUGAAAUUAGUUUCUGAUGAUGACAAUUUAUUAAAAUAAAUUAUAUAAGAAGUAUUGAUUAUAUGAUAUAUAUUGAUUUUUAAUAGAACAUCAUAUAUUAAUAAAGCUUAUUAACAAAAAAAUUAUUGUUCUAUGUUAAUAAGAACUCUGUUUAAUGGAAAAUUUAAUGGUAGGUACGUAGAUUUCUGAUGGUUUUCAUGUUGAAUUUGGUGGGAAGCCAGAUUAAUUGUUGGCAUCACCGAAAAAGAGCUAUGAAUGGAUUAAAAGAAAAAUGGCGUCUAUUUACGUUUGUAGUGCGAAGUUAAAAUGGCACUGAUACAGCUUGUGGCUUGUUUUUUUUUCGAAAAUCGUGAAAGUUUCCGUGUAAUCAUGGUGAACACUUUUAAUGUAAGUGGUUUUAAGCGAGAAUCGUCUCCAGUUUGUGGAAUAUCCUUCCAUAUGUCAGAUUCAUUGAUAAAUUUUUACUAGUGUGAGCAUAUAUUUUUAAAAUGUGAGAUAUUUUUUCUCAUUAUAAUAUUUAAUACCAUUUGUCUUGUAAAUUGUACUUAAUCUAUGUCAUAUACUAAAUUUGAAAAAACAAUCGUGAAAACUAUAAUUUUGCAAUGUAUUUUUCAUUUUAUAAGAGCCAUCACGUGGUAUUUUUUGAACUUUUUUUAUUGUAUUGAAUAGCGUCGCACGGAAGCAUGUAUAUCAUUUGCCUGACGUUAAGCGAACGAGUAGGAUCUUCUAGUAAAUAUGACGUUGGAAUUUCUGGAAAAUGUCCUAUAUAAAGGUCAAACAAGAAGAAUCAAGUACUCAAACGCAAGAAAUAAAAAAUACCCCGAGAAAAGCAAAAUUACGACAAGAUGUUAAGGUAUUGAAACAAAAACUUAAAAGUCGCGAAAUAGUGAUUGUAAAUAUAAAGUCGAUUUUAGAUUUAUUAAAGAAAAAUGGCGAUUUUUAAUUGAAUUGAAAUUUAAAUUGCGAAAUUUUAAUGAUACUCAUGGUCCACUUAGAUAUUGAUUAAAAUAAAUUAUGUAUUUCGUUGAAAAAAAAGAAUUUACUUAAAAUAGAGGAAAUGUUAUAUUAUAAGACUACAGAAAAUUAACUGAACUUAAUAAUAAUAAUAUGUAUAACCAAUAUUUUGUAAAUAGAGAUCAAGUACUAUGUGUAUCGUGUUAUGUGUAUUGACUUGUCAUUUAAGAGUUAUUUAAUUGUCUACAUAUAACAAAUAAAUGAAUUUCAGUUCAUUUCAUUUUAUUACCCAUUGUGUUUUAUUUCCUAAAAUGUAACUAGUAGACUUAAUAUACACGUGUCAUUAAAAUAGCACAGAAGUAAAAAUACAAACAAUUUUAAAUCAAUUGAAGAUGUGAAUGUAGGAAAAGAGCACCCGAUACGCGCAGACCAUGUGUGUUGCAGUGUCUCACUCAGUGUGUCAAAUAUUAAUUUGCACGGCCCACUUAGCCAGUACAUUAAAGUAGGAAUUGCGUAAUUAAGUUCAACAUAAUAUAUUAUUUAAGUCGCGGUUGAGUAUUCGGACGUUAAACACGAGUUUGAGGAAGUUUAAGUAAUAGAACUGAGGUAAUGAUGUUUGUAAUAAAACUCAGUGCUAGAUUUUCGACAACGCAGCAAUUUCCAAAAAAAACCGUCGAAAAAAAGUCACCAUGACGACGAAGCAAUGUUUAGAAUUGAAUUUACAUAAAUAAAAGGUUGCAAGCACGUGUUUUGUAUUUACAUAGGGUUACACAGAAUUACUUAAGGUAAAUUCAAAACUUAUGCAUGUGUAUAAUUUUGUCCUAUAAUUAAAUUAUAUAUGGUCACCACAUUAGACAAGGACACCGCGACCAAAAAGUAUUCUCUUUCGAGACCGAUUUCUCGGCAUUAGACAGCACUCCAGUUGUAGGUACUUAUUAACUCCAUGGGCACGACAGACGUCUCGAAAUAGGUAUUAGCAAUUUGUCGUUUGUUAACUCUUCGAAGUAAAGUUUAGUGUCAAAGUGUGUCGGUCAUUGCGGUGUCCUAUGCUAGUGCAUGUUGUGUGCGAGUGUUGGCCAAGUGUCACUUUGUGAUACCACGUUUAUCUAAAAAGUUUUUGUGAUUGUGUUUCUUGUUUUUACCAAUAAAAUCAUCCCGACGUUUGUUUUGGAUUUAUGUACACUUGAUUACGGUGAUGCUGGGCGGGGCGGUGUCGCCGGGCGGCGACGACCUCCUCACCGUCACCGUGGUCCGCGACGAGCAUGGAUAUGGAAUGAAGGUUUCAGGUGACAAUCCGGUGUUCGUGCAAUCAGUGAAGGAGCACGGCGCAGCGUGGCGGGCCGGCCUGCGGGCUGGAGACCGGAUCCUGAGGGUCGACUCUAUACCAGUACAUCAUCACACUCACCAGCAAGUUGUCCAUAUGAUACGAGCGAACCCGACGACCGUGCUCACCGUGCAGCAGAACACUUCAAGACACAAAACUCCCAUCACAGCGCCGGUGCCCGUCAACUCGGAGAAGCAGCGUCAGCUGGAAGUCUCUAAGGUCCACACGAUGAGGUUGAUGCUGGAGCAAGAACAGAAGUACAUCAGAGACCUUCGUAAUGAACUAUCAAAAGUCCCCGACGUGCGAAAACAAGCUCAGCUAGAAGCUGCCGAGCUGCGUUGCUCCAAGCUGCAGCACGAGAUCGACAGCAUCAUGGCCGGACAGCCCGAGCCGACCUCACCCGCGCCGUCCACGCCGCGCCUUAACACUCGCACCCGGAGCAGCCUCGACAAGAGCCCCCUCUCGCACAACACGGGCUUCCUCAGCGGCCUUCCGCGCUCCCUGAGCAACCUCACCGGACAAUCCUUGAGGAACCUUCGGCAGGCGCGCCAGAGCAACAAGAACCAGCAAGAGAACCAACCUCCGCUCGUGCGACAGAAUUCGGACGAUGACACCAAGCGACGUCACGCGCACAACAACACUGUGCCUCUGGUGCCGACCACUUGUCUGGAUAACGUGACCCCUCCCCCUCUGCCUCCGCGAUCGAUCGAGAGACCAAAGAGGAGCCCGUUGAGCCCACCGACCACGCCGGUCAAUCCCCUAGCCAAACCUAAGCCGUGCUCUACGAGCUUUGCACAGAAGAACAACACGGGGAGGUAUUAUCCCGAGAGGCCUCAGUUUCCGAUGCACCAGUCCAUGCCGGGCUACAAGGACGACCACUCGAGGCAGUUCCGGAGGUCGUCUCACUCUCUGGACGGGGAGCUCGAGGGUCCUCAGCCCAAUUCGAUCGCGUUGCAGAUGAGUUACCCGUUGGUGAAUUUACCACCUCCGCCGCUGCAGUUUAAUUUUAUACAGACGGACAACAGGAGUGGCGUGCCGGUGCUGCACACCAGGAGCAGGUCCUCGCCGGAGCAGCUGGAUUGCGAGUUGACCAGGUCGAACACGCUGCCCGGCGCCGCCCCCGCGGCCCCCACGCCCACCCCGCCCCCGCCCGGCACGCCGCCGCCCCCCUACCACACCAACACGCAGCCGUGUGCCGAUCCCCAGAGGGCCAUCAUCUCAAUGGAGGAGGAUGACUCCCCCGCCUCGGACACGUCCACAUACUCCGGGCUGUUCUCGAACCUGCGGUCGGUGCGCGAGUCCAAGGCCAGGACCGCGGUGCUGCUAAACUGGCUACUGGGAGAAAGGAGAUGCGCGUGCGCCAGUCUGCUGCUGAUCCUCACGGACGCGUACCGGUCGGCGAGUGGCGUGACGGCGGCCACGCUGCGCCGCUGGGCCUACGAGAUACACUCCACGUUCCUCAUGCCCAACGCGGUUCUACAGCUGAAUGGCGUCGACGAAAACAUGGCGAAUGAAAUCGAACAUAUCCUAGUUAACGAGCACGACAAGGAGGAGCUGGUCCGCAACGUGUUCCGCAAGGCGCGGCAGAAGGCGAAGGAGGAGCUGAGCUCGCAGCUGUCGGAGUUCCAGGUGAAGCGGCAGGUGGGGCUCGGCACGCUGUACGGCCCGCACGACGCGCUGCUGGAGCGCUGCGACCUGGACAAGGCGCAGGAGCUGGUGGUGGUGGAGCAGGUGAUGACGUCACAGUUGCGCGCGGUGAGCGCCGCGUCCCCCGCGCCCGCCGCCCCCGCCCCCUCGCCCGCCGCCGCGCAGGACGCGCACAACACGCUGCUGGCCGCGCUCAUCGCCGCCGCGCUCGCGCUGCACUGCCGGCCCGCGUCCGUGGCCGCCGCCGUGGGGGGCGCCCGCGCCUCCUUCCUGCAGAGGGACAAGCUGUACAAGCAGAGGGUCAAGCAGAUCAUGAAGCAGCAUCCCCAGCCGUUCGUGGUGAGGGGCCACCACCUGCAGCUGCAGGCGCUGACGUCGGUGGGGCACUGCCACCGCUGCGACCACGUCAUCUGGGGCCUGGCGCCGCAAGCCUACGUGUGUGCCGAUUGCAAGCUGCGGGUCCACCGCGCCUGCGCCAAGUCCGUGGAGGAGGGCUGCUGCCUCGACGGGGAGCACCACACCAACAGGAUAUCACGGUUCAUGGAGCGGAUGCAUCCCAACAAUCAACCCAACGCUCAAGACGUGAACGACAAGAAAUCAAGAAAGGCUUCGGGCACGGCGCAUUUCCUCAACAUGGAGCGCAGUUUCCGCAAGGCUGAAGACGAGGCACCCUGGGACGCGAUCCUCGCACCAGCUCAAGGAGAGUCAAGAAGGGAGGGUUCGACGGACGAGCCGUCCGCCCCCGAAGUCGACGUUGAUAGUAACGAUGUCAACUCUAAAGAUGCUGACAAGGAAACCAAUUGGCGUACAACGACAUCUAGCGGUCGCGGCGUGAACCGCGCCGAGAGCUGUCGCGAGCGUGACGCGCCCCGCCGCGGGAAGCACCGCAACGCCAGCGACCCCAACCGACUCACCGCACACAACAACCAUGACUUGGAGCCCGGGGCGCCGACGGCCCCCUCCGGCAGCUCGAGCAGCUCGAGCUUAUCAUCCCGGAGCAAUGAGAGCAACACCGUCGUAGCCGAACAACAAGCCACACAGUCGGACUGGUCCGAGGAGGACGAGCCGCUGGCCGCGCAGUGGGUGGACAGCGUGCCCCCCCACGUGCUGGACGCGCUCGACCUCAGCGCCAGGCUCCGCAAGCGGCAGGAGGUCAUACACGAGCUAAUAGUGUCUGAGGGCUCCCACGUCCGCUGGCUCAAAGUCCUGGGCGGCGUGUUCCUGCGCGGCCUAGAAGCGCAGCCGAGCUUACUGCCCCCCGACGAGCUGAGAGCUUUGUUCCCAAACUUACCGGCCGUGAGAGAGAGGCACCAGCGGCUCUACUGCUCGCUGAAAGCUCUCAGAGCGGUGCCCGCCAACCCGCUGGUCACCAUCCGACCAUUAGCUGAUGCUAUUCUGGAGACGCUGGGCGAUCCGGGCUACGCCCCGUGCCUGUCCCGGUUCUGCAGCGGACAGCGCCUCGCGCUGGACGUGCUCCGGGAGCGGAGACGGAAGAACAAGGAGCUGCACCAGUUCCUGUCCAGCAAGGAGCAGCUGCCGCUCUGCGGGCGCCUGCAGCUCAGGGACCUGCUGGCCUGUGUGUGGCAGAGGCUGACAAAGUACCAGCUGCUGCUGGAGAACAUCCUGAAGACGGUAUCGGAGGGCGACGAGGAGAGCGCGGAGGACGUGGGGCGGCUGCGGCGCGCGCUCGCCGUCGCCAAGGACGUGCUGCACGGAGUCGACACCGCCGUGCGCACCGCAGAGAACGAGCACAGGUUGCGCAGCAUCCAGCAGAAGCUGGAGGUCCGCGUGCCGGCCGGCGGCGAGUGGGAGGAGCUGCGCCGGCUCGACCUCACGCAGCGCGCCCUCCGCCUCGAGGGAGACCUGGCCAUCCGAGGAGACUCCACCAAGAAGAUACACGUGCUGGCGUUGAUGCUAGAAGACAGUUUGGUCCUGCUGCAGCGGGAGGGCGACAAGUUCGUGCUGAAGCCGAUCCCGCAGUCCAGCAGCGCGCAGCACCAGCUGCUGUCGCCGCUCGUCAAGUGGGACAAGGUGCUGUUCCGGCCCAACGCGGCCGUCAGGAACACGUUCUUCCUCAUGAACAUCAACGGCGUCCAGAUGCACGAGCUCUCCGCCAGCAGCGCGCAGGAGUACGCCGCCUGGGUCAAGCACAUAGAAGAGGCUCCGCUGGCAAAGCUGACCGAGUUGAAGUCGAGCCUGACGCCUUCCCACCAGACCAGCCGCUCCGUCGACGACACGGGCGCCAGCGUGUCGCGCAACCCCUCCGACGCGUCGGAGAAGUCGCCCCUCCCCGCCGACGAGCCCUCGCCGCCAGAGCGAGACGGGACCUCCGCCGACCGGAGCCCCGCCGAGAGCGAGAGGGACGACAACACCCCCACCAGACUCGAGGAGAGGCGCUCCCUGGACAAGGAGGAAGUGUCCGACAGAGAGGAGAAGCACACGCCGCGGCGGCCGACGGUGGGCUGCAUCAGCACGCACGUGUGCGCGCCCCCCGCCCCCCUGCAGGGCCCCGCCGCGCUGGCCGUGCGCGAGCCGCCCGUGCACACCGCGCGCACAGUCUGCACGCCGGAAGAGUACCUGCGGCGCCUGGACUCGCAGAUCCGGCGCGCGAUGCUGGCCAAGCGCGACAUCGUGGCCGACAUGCUGGGCGUGCCGCGCCGCGACUACGAGCAGCUGGCCGAGCUGUGCGUGGCCGACACGCUGGGGACCGUCGACAUAGACCAGGAGCUGCGUUCGACGGGCGACCGGCUCUCCCGCUCCGACAGCGUGGAGGAGGAGGGCGACAGGGCGGAGCCGGACGUGCACCAGCUGCUGCUGGCGACGUUCGCGCAGGCGGACGAGAUCCUGUCGUGCGUGCGGCGCGGCCUGCGCGCGUCCGAGCCCGCCGCCGUGCUGGCGCGCGCCCGCCCGCCCCGCGCCGCCAGGCACCUCGCCGCCGACGACCUGAUUCCACUAGCGCCGCUGUCGCCCGAGGGCGGGGCGGGGGCUGAGGGCGCGGAGCGGCGCGGGGCGGGGGGCACGUGCGCGCCCUGCGCCGCCGGAGCCCCGCCCCCCGACGCCGGGGAGGGCGGCGCCCUGGACGACAGCUACGAAGGCGAGGUGUCGGCGCAGGAGCUGGCGUGUCGCGUGGCCGGUGCGGCCCUGGGGCUGCAGGACGCGGCGCGGCGGCUGCUGGUGGCGUGCACCGCGCCCGCCGCCGCGCCGCCGCGCCUGCGGGAGCACCUCGCCGUGCUCAGCGAGACCAACCACCGCCUCGCGCACCGCGCCCUGCGAGCACAACAAGCGGCGCCGGACGCGACCGCCGACACGGACGCGGCGCCCGGAGCUGCGACACCGGUCAGUGCAUCGCAACUAGACGAGCAGGCGAGCAACGGAGGGUGAUCUCUCAUCUCAAUAAAAUACGUAAAAACUAAACCAAAAUCGGAACUCGACGAGGCACGGGCCCCGCGGGACUGGACGGACGUGACGUCACGGGCCCGCAUCGGUCCGGCCAGCGUCCGGCCAGCAUCCGGGCAACAUCCGGGCGCUUUCCAGCAUUACUGUCGUAAAUAAUGUUAACCGCUAUCGAAUACGAAAAAUGUAUAUUUUGUAAUAAAAUGAUAUAUUGUUUAUUUAGCUUUAUCUUAUUGUUAUAUGUAAUAAAUAAAUGAUUCCAUACGUAAGUCUGUAUGUGAGCGGCCCGCGAGUGGCGCGCCUGUGUUAUAUCGUCAUUAUAAUUAUUACGAAAU